Messenger RNA from Brassica oleracea var. oleracea, 1085 nucleotides. RefSeq names its product transcription factor MYB46. The record is from RefSeq and is a predicted model, not a curated record. The transcript is spliced from 2 exons. Bases 49 to 885 code for a protein of 278 amino acids. Lineage: Eukaryota; Viridiplantae; Streptophyta; Magnoliopsida; Brassicales; Brassicaceae.
CUCGUUCACAUCAAUUAAUCGAGCCUCGAGAAAGAUUAAGAGAAAAAAAUGAGGAAACCAGAGGUAGCAAUUGCAGCCACUCAUCAAGUAAAGAAGAUGAAGAAGGGACUUUGGUCUCCAGAGGAAGACUCAAAGCUGAUGCAAUAUAUGAUAAGCAAUGGGCAAGGAUGCUGGAGUGAUGUCGCUAAAAAUGCAGGCCUUCAGCGAUGUGGCAAAAGCUGCCGUCUUCGUUGGAUCAACUAUCUUCGUCCUGACCUUAAGCGUGGCGCUUUCUCUCCUCAAGAAGAGGAUCUCAUCAUUCGUUUUCAUUCCAUUCUCGGCAACAGGUGGUCUCAGAUUGCAGCACGAUUGCCUGGUCGGACCGACAACGAGAUCAAAAACUUUUGGAACUCAACAAUAAAGAAAAGGCUAAAGAAGAUGUCUGAAACAUCCAACCUCGUCAACAACUCAUCCUCAUCACCCAACGCAAGCGAUUCGUCUUCAAAUUCGUCCUCUUCUUUGGAGUUUAAAGACAUUAUAGGAAGCUUCAUGUCCUUUCAAGAACAGGGAUUCAUCAACCCCUCUUUGACCAACAUACCAACCAACAACAAUCCAUUCACAACGCCACACAUGUUCAACCAUUCGUUUAAUGACGAUUUCACCCCUCACGCAGAUGGUUUCUGUGGAGUAAACACAGGGCUACAAGGGGAACUCUACUUUCCACCUUUGGAAUGUGAAGAAGGUGACUGGUACAAGGCAGAUAUUAUCAACCAGUUAGACGACGUGAACACUAAUGGAGCCGGAAACGUGCCUGAGCGUAUGAGAAUGGAAGAAUGUUGGGACCUUGACCAGUUGAUGAACACUGAGGUUCCUUCUUUUUACUUCAACUUCAAACAGAACAUAUGAAUUUCUACGUCAUCUUAUUCUUUUUCUGCUGCGGAAUUAUACUCAAGAUUCUUAGCCACACAAAUGCAAAUAUAUAUAGAUGUUGUUGUAGAUAGAUGAAAAGUUAAGAGAGUCUUUUGUAUUUCGAAUAAUAUUUCCGUGACUAGAGAUAUGUAAUGAUUAAUGUAAUACAUAUGAUACAUCUCUUAAUAAAAUAAGCA